Molecule: messenger RNA, 3364 nt
Organism: Lethenteron reissneri (Far Eastern brook lamprey)
Lineage: Eukaryota; Metazoa; Chordata; Hyperoartia; Petromyzontiformes; Petromyzontidae
Cellular component (GO): plasma membrane
Source: RefSeq, a predicted model, not a curated record
GAGAGACAGAGACACGGGACUGGCUGGGGAGACGGAGGCACCAUGAAGUGGCCCCUGGUCGCAGCGUUCAUCUCCCUCUUGCCUGUGACGUCUGCUGUGAAGCUGCAGCUCUUCCUGCCGGAGAGUGUGGAUGUGACGGAGGGAGAGAGCGUGACUCUUCCCUGCUCAUUCUCCUCACCACCGACCGUCUCAAGUGCCCUCUACAUCACGUGGCUCACAAUGCCCACAGGCUACAUAAUCUAUGACUCGCAUCUUGGUAAUCUCUGGCUUGGAAGAGCUGAGUUUGCGGGAGAAAAGGAAAAGGGCGACUGCUCCCUCAGGCUCCUCAAUGUCGCCACGACCCUCAGCCCCGUGUUUCAGUGCGAUGUCAUAUGUACCAGCUGCGGGAUGAAAGAUUGGAAGGUGGAACGAGAGGUGAAGCUGAACGUGACGGCUGCAGCUCCACGGUCAGGCGGGGAGACCUCGCCCACACCACGUGUCCACUCCAGGUGGAAGACGGCGGUGGCGGGGGGCUUGAUCCUGGGAGUUGUGGCUGCCAUCGUCGUCUACUUAAUUUAUCGUCGCUCGCGCAGUGGCGAUGGGCAAGCAGACGUGCACGGUGAUGUGGAGAAGAAUGGGCAUCCACUGAUGGAGGUGAAUGAAGACAAGGGGGGAAACGGAGACAAAGGCACGGACACCGUUUGAAGAAAUCUUCUGUGGGCUCCCCUGUGACCACCCUGGCCGGCACGUAGAGCCGCUCUUACCCACAGUGCCAUGCGGGAGUGCAGUGCUGUCUGUGGUUCAUGAGCUGAUUGUUGACAGACCUUGCUUUUAUCAUCUCUCUUCCUCUCUGUGACUCUCCACACUCCUCUUUGGCCACUUCAAAUCUCUCACCGCUAAAUUCCACACGAUCCAGAAUCGUACUGCUGCCUCCCAUCACAGCUUCUGUAAAUUAAACUUCAUCAUCCCAAUCCUCAGAUUCCCCCACUGGCUCCGAAUCCGGUCCCCAAUCGACUGAGACAUCGCACUCUGCACCGACACGAUCCUCCAUAGACUUUCCGCUACCUCUCGUCUCUCUGUUCAGGGGGUCCCCAAUAUAGGUCAGGGUUAUUGACAGAAAUGUUGCGACUUAUAAUGAAACGAUGUAUAGCAGGGACUUUUCCCUCAUAGUAAUACUACUCCGUGUUAAUGGAGGGAAGAUGGGGACCGUAAGAGCGUAAACAUUGCCUAUGCGACACAAAGUGGAGCAGUUUCUCCCAUAAGAAACAAUGGAAUAAGGUAGGGAUAGGGACCGUACCUUAGGGAAAUGUUGUUUCAUUCCUAGCAACCAAAAUACGUACUUUACAUGUACAGACAACUACAUACUCUAUGUGUACAGAACUUUACAACACAAUGUACACACAUUUAUAACCAAUUAUGAGUUCAACAAUUGUUAAACAGCAUUUAAACUUAUCAAGCACUUUAUUGAAAACCAGUUUAUUAGCAUUUCGAAGCAGCCCUCUACACUUUAAACCGUUUUCCUUUUCUUAACAGAAAAAUAAUUUGGGACAUUUUUAUGCAAAGACUCGGGCAGAAAACAAUUUUUAGUGGAAAAAAGCACUAAAUCAUGAACAGCUUUUUAAAAAGAUGUUAACUUAACCUAUAUUGUUUAUGAAAUGUUACGUUACGUUCCUCAAAAUAUCAGCGACGUGAGUGCGAAACAAGGUAGGGUGUGUGUAUAUCGAGACUAUGAACAUCAGGGAGCCCCUGCACUCCCCACCACGUGUUCUCCACUCAAGCAAACAAGCCAUUCUGUCAAAACCCUCAGUCAACCCCUCAAUGUCUGUUCGCUUAUUCUCACCCAAUCAUUCAACGAGGCUCCAUGAGUCGCAAGACACUUUGUACACGUGGGAGGUAACUGGAGUAACCUUUAAUUCACACACAUGGGAGUCAGUCCCACUUGCCCCACUACCUUUUCCUUGCCACUUCAUAGCCCAGUGGGUUCAGGGGAAUCUCACAAAUCUGUGAUUCGUGAAUCCUCAACUCCAUGGCACCCCGCCGCUCUCACCGCAGAUUCCCCCUGCUCACGUCCAGGCUCCAGACGUUUCCAUCUUUCCAUCUGUGUCUCUCCUCGCCUGGGCUGCACCACCGCUGUCUUCCAUCUCCCGAGAGGUCCAUGCAGAUUCCCUACAGCCGCUUCCUUAUCCACUGAAUGUGUCAGCAUUGUGUCUGUGUGUGAACCUGAGUGGGUGUGUGAGUUGUGUGUUUGCUUGUGUAUGUGUGAGCCAGAGGGGGUGGUAUUGGAGUGUGGUUGUGGUGUAAUAACAGUUGUGUGUGUGGUGUUAAGGGAUCAGAAUCUGUGUGCAUUGCCCACACUAUGCACGAGUCUGACGACUCAAGAGGUUCUCACACUGGGACUGUUUGGCACAUUCUUUAUUGACCAUUGGGAGGUGUGGGUCAAGAGGAGUGGUUGAACCUAUGGGCCAUAGCCCAUGGCAAUCCACGAGGCUGUGGGAAUUGCUCUGCAGAACGAGUUAAGACCCCGCGAUGUUACUCACAAAGCCAUCUUUUUUUACUGCAAGUUCUCCGUCACGUUUGUUUAGAGGGUUGGCAGUGAACGUGGGUCCGGAAAGGUUGGGAACCACUGGUCUUAGAAGAUGCAUAUUUUCAGUGAGAGUAAGACAUUGGUAUAGAAGCCUCAUGCAUGAAAUAAUUAGUGUUGGGAAAAUGUUGCCUUUAUGGUGCAGAUUUUAUGUAUUUACGGUUGUAAAUAUUGUUUUAUGAAAUCUCUAUAUUGCAAACAUUGGCUGUUUUUUUGAGCAUGUAAACUUAUGGUAUACAUGUUUGCUAUGAGAAAACAUUGGUGUAAAACCACUCGUAUUUUCUAUUUUUAUAGACAUGAACCUUAGGUCAAAAUCGUAAUUAAUCAAUUAUUUAUUGGCGACUCCGUCCCACCGCGCACACAAACGCCGCGACCCGCCUGGCGCGGAUCGUUCUGUUGUCAUGUCCUGUCCAAGCGCAGCAGCGAGGACGAAUAAGCAGAAGAGCUAAACAAUCGAAUGCACUCCUUUUACAACAUGAACAGCGCAUUGAAAACGCGUACUAUUUAAUGUACUGUUUACAAAGUGUGUUCACAAAUCCACACUGAGAAACACGAUGAUUGACAGAGGGGUAUAAAUUAUUGUUUCGCUAGUGUAUUUAAAUAGAGGUACUGCAGGUUAGUCGUUUUCAGGUGACAAAGAGCAAAGUUUUACACCAUUGGAACCUCAUUUGCCAGUAAAAAUAUGAUAAUUGUUUUUUACCCUUCGAUCUGGCAACAAAACCGACACCUUUUUAAUUUAGAUAAUAUAAUAUUUAUGCAAGAGCUGGGGGCUUAUGGGACCCCGGGGUCCACCAUGAGGUUCAA